This is a messenger RNA of Botrytis byssoidea, 1614 nucleotides long. RefSeq lists its product as uncharacterized. NCBI's taxonomy places the organism in Eukaryota, Fungi, Ascomycota, Leotiomycetes, Helotiales, Sclerotiniaceae. The coding region runs from base 1 to 1614 and encodes 537 amino acids. Gene Ontology annotation, biological process: amino acid transmembrane transport. The transcript is spliced from 6 exons. Gene Ontology annotation, cellular component: membrane. Gene Ontology annotation, molecular function: L-amino acid transmembrane transporter activity. The record is from RefSeq and is a predicted model, not a curated record.
AUGAGAGACUAUUCAAAUAACUCAUCGAAUCUUCCUAAAUAUGGCGGGACGGAUCAAAUUGGAGAAAGCCCAAAGACGGGAGUUGGAACACAAAGCAAUUAUAGUCAAGAAGAAGGGGAAUCGGCUUAUCGAACCAACGAUGCGCGCCGUCAAAUUGGCCCCAUUUCAGCCAUCUUCUUGAUCUUCAAUCGCAUGAUCGGAACCGGAAUCUUUUCGACUCCAAGUACCAUCGUUGCUCUUUCCGGAUCUGUCGGACUGGCACUCUUUAUCUGGGUUGCAGGUAUGCUGAUUGCCGCAGCUGGUCUUGCGACAUAUAUGGAAUUUGGUACCGGACUUCCACGAAACGGUGGUGAAAAGAACUAUCUCGAAUAUGUCUUCCGAAGACCAAAGUUCCUCAUCACUAGUAUGUAUGCUAUGUAUGUAGUACUCCUCGGUUGGGCGGGUUCAAAUUCUGUGGUAUUUGGAGAAUACAUUCUGAGUGCCGCCGAAGUUGAGGUAACUCGUUGGAACCAGCGUGGAGUAGGAUUGGCCUGUAUCACAGCCGCUUUCUUGAUUCAUGGCUGUUCUGUAAGAUGGGGAUUGAGACUUCAAAAUCUUUUGGGUGUCAUCAAGCUUCUGAUUCUUCUCCUGAUCAUCAUCUCGGGAUUUGUUGCGCUCGGUGGCUAUCUCAGGAUCGAGAAGCCAAACAAUUUUACAAAUGCCUUCGAGGGAACGACUGGUAGCGCGUACGGAGUUGUCACAGCUCUCUAUAACGUCAUCUGGAGUUAUAUCGGCUAUAGCAAUGCCAAUUAUGCGCUCUCCGAAACCAAAAAUCCAGUCAGAACACUCAAGAUGGCCGCACCAACAGCUCUCGCUAUAGUUGGUGUGCUUUAUAUGCUUGCAAACAUUGCUUAUUUUGCCGCCGUGCCAAAGGAAGAAAUCAUGACUUCGGGUCGUAUAUUGGCUGCUUCAUUUUUCAGAAACAUGUUCGGAUCCCGCGCUGAACGUGUAUUGUCUGUUUUUGUUGCCCUUUCAGCAUUCGGAAAUGUUCUUAGUGUCAUAUUCUCUCAAGGCAGAAUUGUACAAGAAAUUGGUCGAGAAGGAAUCUUGCCAUUCUCCCGACUUUGGGCAAGUAACAAGCCUUUCAACACACCAUUCAUGGGCCUCUUUGAACAUUGGCUGGUGUCUGUGAUCAUUAUGUUAGCUCCACCACCAGGAGAUGCUUAUAACUUUAUUUUGAAUGUCAUCUCAUACCCACUUGCGGUAGUGAAUGUCUUUGUAUCUCUCGCUCUGCUCAUCCUUUACGCUCGAUCAUUUUCAGCGGAUCGCCAUCCACAACAUUGGGCCCCACCUUUCCGUGCUACUUGGCCUGUGGUAUCAUUUUUCCUUCUCUCGAAUGUCUACCUUGUCAUUGCACCAUUUGUUCCACCUGAUGAGGGACAAAAUGUAUACGAGAGUCUGCCAUACUACCUUCAUUGUGUUGUGGGCAUUGCAUUCUUCGGCGCAGGAGCAAUUUACUGGUUACUUUGGGCUCAAAUAUUACCCAGAAUUGGUGGAUAUAAACUCGUUCGAGAGAACAUCGUCACCGAUGACGGGUGGAGUGGAAGUGUCUUUAGAAGGAUCAAAUCAGAAUAG